Messenger RNA from Prunus avium (sweet cherry), 1214 nucleotides. Its product is annotated as ER lumen protein retaining receptor family protein. The record is from RefSeq and is a predicted model, not a curated record. Gene Ontology annotation, molecular function: ER lumen protein retrieval receptor activity. Gene Ontology annotation, biological process: protein retention in ER lumen. Lineage: Eukaryota; Viridiplantae; Streptophyta; Magnoliopsida; Rosales; Rosaceae. Gene Ontology annotation, cellular component: membrane.
CCUUGCAAAAACAGUCCUAAUCUCUCUCUCUCUCUCUUAACAGAGGCUGUUCCUUACCUACUCGCAUUAAUAAGUUACCUUACUUUCUCUACCCCUCAUCACACUUUCCGGGAAAAUCAAGAGCCCGAGAAAAUCAGAGAAGGAAAAAAAGGGAAAGAAAAACGACGGAAAACCUCAUGAGGGCUCCGAAGAGGCCGAUCCACACCGUAUCGACAUGGGUUCGACGCCAGCCGCCGAAAGUGAAGGCCUUUCUGGCCGUCGUAACGGGCAUGGCGGCUCUGGUCGUGCUCCGAUUUAUCGUUCACGAUCACGAUAACCUCUUUGUUGCAGCUGAGGCUGUGCACUCAAUUGGAAUCAUGGUCCUAAUCUACAAGCUCACGAAGGAGAAGACUUGUGCUGGGUUAUCACUCAAGUCCCAGGAGUUAACAGCUAUGUUUUUAGCUGUGAGAUUGUAUUGCAGUUUUGUGAUGGAAUAUGAUAUACACACCCUGCUUGAUUUAGCUACGCUGGUGACGACCCUCUGGGUUAUUUAUAUGAUCCGCUUCAACUUAAAGUCUAGUUACAUGGAGGACAAAGACAAUUUUGCAAUAUACUAUGUCGUGGUACCAUGUGCUCUAUUAGCUUUGUUCAUUCAUCCAUCAACGUCUCAUCAUUUAUUGAACAGGAUUUCCUGGGCAUUUUGUGUGUAUCUGGAAGCUGUUUCCGUACUGCCCCAGUUGCGCGUCAUGCAGAACACAAAGAUUGUUGAGCCAUUCACAGCUCAUUAUGUGUUUGCACUGGGUGUCGCAAGGUUCCUCAGCUGUGCCCAUUGGGUUCUCCAGGUAUUAGAUACUCGCGGACACUUGCUUGUAGCCUUGGGCUAUGGGUUAUGGCCUUCUAUGGUUCUUAUUUCAGAAAUUGUUCAGACUUUCAUAUUAGCAGACUUCUGUUACUACUUUGUCAAAAGUGUUUUUGGAGGGCAGCUAGUCCUCCGUCUCCCUUCUGGAGUUGUAUGAGUUCACUCCAGUUCUGCUGUGAUCUGCAAGCGCACUGCCAUCAAGACAAGACUUAGCUAGGCAUGUGGCUGGUCACUGUUGUUUAAGUUCCCCUUUUUGCUCUCCACAAGGUUCUAGUUCUCUCUUUUAAUGAAAAAAAAAAAUCAUGACUGGGAAUGAAGUGGGUUGUUUGUAAAGUUGGAGAUGGAGUGAAUUUAAUUUAUAUUUAUAAUUUAGACA